AGAGGGCGCCCUCGCCCGGCCCUCGCGGCGCCCGGGACGGAAGGGGCCCGAGCGCUCUGGCUGCGGCAGCGCGCGGCACCCCGAGCGCGGCGCCCUCGAGCCGCCGCGGCCGCGCAGGUUGGCGGGCCGACUUGUCCGCCCGCCAGCAGAAGGAAGCGCUGUCCUUCCCGCUCAGCCCGGUGGCUUCCCCGCCCCGCGAACUCUCCACCCUGCAGCGGCCGAGCGGCGUGGCCACGGAGGCGCCAAGGAGGGGCGAGCCACCGCCGGGCAGCGGCGUGGCCCCGGGGGACAGGCUACCCGACAGGAGGCGGCGGCGCGGCGGCGAAGGCUCGGCGCGCGAUGGCAGCUGCCUAGCCCGGCGGGCGCGGAGCAGCCCCGAGCUGUGGCUGGCCAGACGGUGCGUCUGGGCUGGGGACCCCGCCGCCGCCGCCCGGCCGGCAGAGAUGAGCACCGAGGCGGGCGAGGGCAUCACUUUUUCCGUGCCGCCCUUCGCCUCCUCCGGCUUCUGCACCUUCCCCGAGGGCGGCAGCUGCCGGCGGGGAGGAGGAGCGGCGGUGGCCGAGGGCGAGCCGAGCCAGCAGCCUCUGCAGCCGCCGCCGCCACCUCCGGGCAGCUUCUGGAACGUAGAGAGCGCUGCCGCGCCCGGCACCGGGUGCCCGGCUGCCACCCCCGGGAGCAGCGCCACCCGAGGCCGGGGCAACUCUGGUAGCGGCGGCGGCCGGCGCACCACGGUGGCUUAUGUGAUCAAUGAGGCGAGCCAGGGGCAACUGGUGGUGGCGGAGAGCGAGGCCCUGCAGAGCCUACGGGAGGCGUGCGAGGCGGUGGGCGCCACGCUGGAGACUCUGCAUUUCGGGAAGCUGGACUUCGGGGAGACCACGGUGCUGGACCGUUUUUACAACGCAGAUAUCGCCGUGGUGGAGAUGAGUGAUGCCUUCAGGCAGCCAUCCUUGUUUUACCACCUUGGGGUGAGAGAAAGCUUCAGUAUGGCCAACAACAUCAUCCUCUACUGUGAUACGAACUCUGACUCUCUGCAGUCCCUGAAGGAAAUAAUUUGCCAGAAGAAUACAAUGUGCACUGGAAACUACACCUUCAUCCCGUACAUGGUGACUCCACAUAACAAGGUCUACUGCUGUGACAGCAGCUUCAUGAAGGGCUUGACGGAGCUCAUGCAACCCAACUUCGAGCUGUUGCUGGGCCCCAUCUGCUUGCCUCUUGUGGACCGUUUUGUUCAGCUGUUGAAGGUGGCACAAGCAAAUUCCAGCCAGUAUUUCCGAGAAUCUAUACUCAAUGACAUUAGGAAGGCUCGGAAUCUAUACACUGGUAAGGAACUGGCUGCUGAGUUGGCAAGAAUUCGGCAGCGAGUGGACAAUAUUGAAGUCUUGACAGCAGAUAUCGUCAUCAACUUGCUGCUUUCCUACAGAGAUAUCCAGGACUAUGAUUCUAUUGUGAAACUGGUGGAGACUCUAGAAAAACUGCCAACUUUUGAUUUGGCCUCACAUCACCAUGUGAAGUUUCAUUAUGCAUUUGCCCUGAAUAGGAGAAACCUUCCCGGAGAUAGAGCAAAAGCUCUUGAUAUUAUGAUUCCCAUGGUGCAAAGUGAGGGGCAAGUCGCUUCAGAUAUGUACUGCCUCGUUGGCCGAAUUUACAAAGAUAUGUUUUUAGACUCCAAUUUCACUGACACUGAAAGCAGGGACCAUGGAGCAUCUUGGUUCAAAAAGGCAUUUGAGUCUGAGCCAACACUACAGUCGGGAAUUAAUUAUGCGGUCCUCCUCCUGGCAGCUGGGCACCAGUUUGAAUCUUCCUUUGAGCUUCGGAAAGUUGGAGUGAAGCUAAGCAGCCUUCUCGGUAAAAAAGGAAACUUGGAAAAACUCCAGAGCUAUUGGGAAGUUGGAUUUUUUCUGGGAGCCAGUGUUCUGGCCAAUGACCAUCUGAGGGUCAUUCAAGCAUCUGAAAAACUUUUCAAAUUGAAGACUCCAGCAUGGUACCUUAAGUCUAUUGUGGAGACAAUUUUGAUAUAUAAGCAUUUUGUGAAACUGACCACAGAACAGCCUGUGGCCAAGCAGGAACUUGUGGACUUUUGGAUGGAUUUCCUGGUUGAGGCCACAAAAACAGAUGUUACUGUUGUUAGGUUUCCAGUGUUAAUAUUAGAACCAACCAAAAUCUAUCAGCCUUCGUACCUGUCUAUCAACAAUGAAGUCGAGGAAAAGACAAUAUCUAUUUGGCAUGUGCUUCCUGAUGACAAGAAAGGUAUACAUGAGUGGAAUUUUAGUGCUUCCUCUGUCAGGGGAGUGAGCAUUUCUAAAUUUGAAGAACGAUGCUGUUUUCUCUAUGUGCUUCACAAUUCUGAUGAUUUCCAAAUCUAUUUCUGUACAGAACUUCACUGUAGAAAGUUUUUUGAAAUGGUGAACACCAUCACUGAAGAGAAGGGGAGGAGCACAGAGGAAGGAGACUGUGAAGGCGACUCCCUGGAGUAUGACUACGAAUAUGAUGAAAAUGGUGAUAGAGUCGUUCUAGGAAAAGGCACUUAUGGGAUAGUCUAUGCAGGUCGAGACCUAAGCAACCAGGUCCGAAUUGCUGUUAAGGAAAUCCCGGAGAGAGAUAGCAGGUACUCACAGCCUCUGCAUGAAGAAAUAGCCCUGCAUAAGCAUCUGAAGCACAAAAACAUUGUCCAGUAUCUGGGCUCUUUCAGUGAGAACGGCUUCAUUAAAAUCUUCAUGGAGCAAGUUCCAGGGGGAAGUCUUUCUGCUCUGCUUCGUUCCAAAUGGGGCCCAUUGAAAGACAAUGAGCAGACAAUUGGCUUUUAUACAAAGCAAAUACUGGAGGGAUUAAAAUACCUCCAUGACAAUCAGAUAGUUCACCGGGAUAUAAAGGGUGACAAUGUAUUGAUUAAUACCUACAGCGGUGUUCUCAAGAUCUCUGACUUCGGGACAUCAAAGAGGCUUGCUGGCAUAAACCCAUGUACUGAAACUUUUACUGGUACCCUUCAGUACAUGGCACCAGAAAUAAUUGAUAAAGGACCACGAGGCUAUGGAAAGGCUGCAGACAUUUGGUCUUUGGGCUGCACAAUCAUCGAAAUGGCCACAGGGAAACCACCAUUUUAUGAACUAGGAGAGCCACAAGCAGCCAUGUUCAAGGUGGGGAUGUUUAAGGUCCACCCUGAGAUCCCAGAGUCCAUGUCUGCUGAGGCCAAGGCAUUUAUAUUGAAGUGUUUUGAACCAGACCCUGACAAGAGAGCCUGUGCUGAUGACUUGCUUAUUGAUGAGUUCUUAAAAGUUUCCAGCAAAAAGAAAAAGACACAGCCCAAGCUUUCAGCUCUCUCGACUGGAUCAAAUGAGUAUCUUAGAAGUAUCUCCCUGCCUGUCCCGGUCCUGGUGGAAGAUACCAGCAGCAGCAGUGAGUAUGGCUCCGUGUCACCUGACACAGAGUUGAAGGUGGACCCCUUCUCUUUCAAAACCAGAGCCAAGUCCUGUGGAGAAAAGGAUGGGAAAGGAAUACGGACUCUCUUUUUGGGCAUUCCAGAUGAAAACUUUGAAGAUCACAGUGCGCCCCCUUCCCCUGAAGAAAAAGACUCUGGGUUCUUCAUGCUGAGGAAGGAUAGUGAAAGGCGAGCUACCCUUCACAGGAUCCUGACAGAAGACCAGGACAAGGUUGUGCGGAACUUGAUGGAAUCGCUGGCCCAGGGUGCUGAAGAGCCCAAACUGAAAUGGGAGCACAUCACAACCCUUAUUGCGAGCCUCAGAGAGUUUGUGAGGUCUACUGACCGAAAAAUCAUAGCCACCACACUGUCAAAGCUCAAGCUAGAGCUGGACUUCGACAGCCACGGCAUCAGCCAAGUGCAGGUGGUCCUCUUUGGCUUCCAAGACGCAGUCAAUAAAGUUCUUCGGAAUCAUAACAUCAAGCCGCACUGGAUGUUUGCCUUAGACAGUAUCAUCCGAAAAGCCGUACAAACAGCUAUUACCAUUCUGGUUCCAGAACUGAGGCCACACUUCAGCCUUGCAUCCGAGAGUGACACAGCUGAUCCAGAAGACUUGGAUGUAGAAGAUGACCACGAGGAACCACCUUCAAAUCAAACAGUCCGAAGACCUCAGGCUGUCGUGGAGGAUGCUGUGGCUACCUCCGGGGUGAGCACACUCAGCUCCACUGUAUCCCAUGAUUCCCAGAGUGCUCACCGGUCACUGAAUGUGCAGCUUGGCAGGAUGAAAAUAGAAACCAAUAGAUUACUUGAAGAAUUGGUUCGGAAAGAAAAAGAGUUACAAGCACUCCUUCAUCAAGCUAUUGAAGAAAAGGACCAAGAAAUUAAACACCUGAAACUUAAGUCCCAACCAAAAGAUCUUCCUGGGUUUCCCACCUGCCACCUGAAUUCUCCUGGAACAAUCACUGAAGAUUCUGAGCUCACUGGCUGGCUGCGAGAAAAUGGAGCUGAUGAAGACACUAUAAGUCGGUUUCUGGCUGAGGAUUACACACUAGUCGAUGUUCUCUACUAUGUUACACGUGAUGAUCUAAAAUGCCUCAGACUGAGGGGAGGGAUGCUGUGCAUACUGUGGAAGGCCAUCAGUGACUUUCGAGACAAACACACUUGACCGCCACUGAAUCUAAUCUUCGGUCGAGAUUCUGAACAUUAAUACAGACUGAUCUUAGGCGAGGGAGAAUCAAAGGGAGAAGAGAAAAAAGCUGCACUUUAAAUCCAGUAUUUGUUUACUCCUGUUAAAAAAAAAAAACAAAACACACUGAAAUUUCCUAACUGCUUCUAUUUCUGCAAUUCUUAAGGCCUCUUCAUAAAGACUUUCAAAAUAAUCCUAAUUAGAAUUCUAAUGUUGAGGAUUAUUUUAGUCUAAAGAUUUUUAUAAAGCUAUCUUUAUCUCGGUAGCUACUGCACUUCAGCCAAAUGUUUAUCCCAAAACAGAACAUUUUGUGUGAUUGUGUACCACUGGAACAAAACCACAAUGUGACCACAUCUUAGGAUUCUAUGUGUUUGGAACAUGCCCUGAGCAUCUAAGUAGAAAUGCAUAAUUUCGAUCAUUGUAUAAAGUUGUGGGGUUUUUUUUAAGUGUGCAGACUCUAAGAGCAAUGGCUUUUUUUCUCUGUAUUAAUUGUAACAUUGACUGUAUUUUAUAACUUAAGUUUCUGGCCCAUAGUAUGUUUGUUGGAGAUGUUUAUGUACUACUGAACUGCACCAGUUGCACAUGCCUGGAUCAUAGUGAUGUUAGCUUGUUCUAAAGCUAUCCGUUGUGUUAUAUUUACUCUACAAAGUAAAAAGAUUGCCAACAUAC
Messenger RNA from Nannospalax galili (Upper Galilee mountains blind mole rat), 5270 nucleotides. It is a transcript of the gene Map3k5, whose product is annotated as mitogen-activated protein kinase kinase kinase 5. The transcript has 30 exons. Gene Ontology annotation, molecular function: ATP binding; MAP kinase kinase kinase activity. Bases 444 to 4580 code for a protein of 1378 amino acids. The record is from RefSeq and is a predicted model, not a curated record. Gene Ontology annotation, biological process: protein phosphorylation; intrinsic apoptotic signaling pathway in response to oxidative stress; cellular response to stress. NCBI's taxonomy places the organism in Eukaryota, Metazoa, Chordata, Mammalia, Rodentia, Spalacidae.